AUGGCCGGCGCGCGGGCCCAGGCCGGCGCCGCUCAGUUCAUUGCACACUACCGCGGCCAGCUGCAGCAGGGAAAGGUGCCCCCGGGCUGGCAGCAGCAGGUCCAGCCAGAAGAGCGCGCCCAGCUCGGCCAGCAGUUCUACAGCCAGUACCGCCUGCUGAAGCCCGAGGUCGGAGAGAUGGAGGCCAUGCGUGCCUCGGUCAACUUUGAGACGCAAACAUUUCUGGCCGCCCAGAGCAAGGACCAAUACGUCACCAACAUCAAGCAGAAGCUCAUGAUGAUGACCCAGGCACGCCAGCAACGCAUGCAGCAGGGCACCCUUGGUGGCCAGAUGAACUCCAUGAACGCUAUGAACGCCGCCCCGAUGGGCAUGAUGGGCCAGCCUGGUGUCCAGAACCCGAGACAGGGCACGCCGCAACAGUUCAAUCCUGCCUUUCCAAAUGCCCAGCUCCAACGACCUAUGCAGAUAUCGCCCGUCCCCAUGGGCCAGACACAGUCGCAGAUGGGCAUGAACCCUGGGACCCAGGCCAACCUCAACCAAGGCCAGAAUCCACAGCAACCAAACAUCCAGCAGGCCCAGCAGACCCGCCAGGAGGACUUGAUCGUCAACCAGUUCGCCAAACGACUCAUGGACUCUUGCAAAGACGACGUCCGCCAACGAUUCCAGCAAGACGUUCAGGGCUGGCCCGAGGACAAGAAGCAGCAACUCAUCGCCCGAGGUAUCAACCCGCUGUUCUUCCGAUUCCGACAGCACGCCGAACUGCUCUAUAGAAAAGGUGCCCUUGGCAAUCACCUGCAACAAGGCGCCAACGGCAACCAAAUGCAGCCCAACGGCCAGAACCGUAUGCUCAACCAGGCUGGCAUGAACCAGCGCCAGCCCAACCAGGACUUUGAUUUCACUGCUAUUGCAAACCAACAGAUCGAAGCUAUGCGCGUUCAAGACCAAGGCGCCAUGGUCGUGCCGGCCAGCAAUAACAUGAAUGGCACUCAGAUGAACGGCUUCCCUGGACCAAAUGGGCAACAGCCUCAGCCCCAAAAUCCCGCAAUGGCAGCACAGCGUCAAGCUGAGGCGGCCGCCUUUCAGAACAAUAUACAACGCCAGCAACAUGCUCAGCAAGUCGCUCAGGCCCAACAACAAGCACAACAGCAACAACAGGCCCAACAACAGGCUCAGGCCGCCCAACUGGAGCAACAAAGACAGCGGCAGGCCCAACAACAGCCACGGAAUCCCAACCAGCUGCUUGGUCUCAAUGGUGGCCUGAACUUGCCUCCCUCAAGUGGUAGUCCGGCUCCUAUGUCGAUGCUAAACAGACCGAUGCAUCCUCCAGGCCAGCCAGGACCACCGACUCCUCAACAACAGCCUCAGAACCACGUGCCAGUCAUGACACCACGACCUGGAGGCAAUGAUCCGCAAGUUGGUGCUGUUCUGCGAGAGGCACAGCUGAGAGCCAAUGCCGUUGCACAUUCCGGCCAGCCUUUGACGGAGCAUGUCCGCAUGAGCAUGAUGCCUCAAGAUCUUGAUCCGCAGGUGAAAGCUCAACUGUUAAAAGUUCCUGAACAGCAAUUCCGCGCAAUAUUGCAAAACUAUGUGCACAAUGCUCGGCGGACCAACGGUAUGGUGCCCUUCAUGGGGCCCCAAAUGGGGCAAGCCUUCAAUCCACAAGCACCGCAGCCAGGAAUGCCUAAUCAGAUGCUAGGCGGUGCCAACAUGCCACGGCCAGGUCUGAAUAUCGGACAACAAGGUCCAGGAGCUGUACCACAACCUCCCAUGGGUCAACGCCCUCAGCAGCCUAACCAACAGGCACGGUUGGCCACUGCUCAUAACAUGUUGCGAAAUAACCCCGGAAUCAUAAAUGCUACGGACGGGAAGCCGUACCCUCCUAAUGUACUGAAUGCUCAAAUCAAAGCAAGCAUACCUCCUGAGGUCACGACAUGGGGUCAACUCAAGCAAUGGGCUACACAGAACCCGAACAUGCUGCCUGGGGUCAACAUGGAAAAGCUCAUCCUGCUCCAAGCGUUACAUUUCCAAGACCUAAUGCGACAGCAAACUGGUGGCGGACCUGGUCAACUCCUGCAGCAGAACAACAUGCCUGGUGCCGCCCCAACUCAACAGAUGACACCACAGGGCCCCAUGCGGACGCCACAACCGCAACCGAAUAUGCCAAACAUGCCUCAAUUCCAAGUCACGCCUCAGGAAAUCAUGCACGUACGGCAGAAGCUGCAGGCGCAGGGCCAACAAAACAACGUCACCGACGACACCUUGCGUAGCUACAUCUUGAACCAGAAGAAGCACAACAACAGCAACACAACCAGCAGCAGCAGCAACAACAACAACAACAGCAGCAGCAGCAGCAGCAACAGCAACAACAACAGCAACAACAACAACAACAGCAACAACAACAACAACAACAACAACAACAACAACAACAACAGCAGCAACAGCAGCAGCAAAUGCAAAUGCAAAUGCAGCAAGCUGCUCAGCAGCAACGCGCAGGGCAACAACAAAUGCAACUGGCUGCCAUGGCCUCCCAACAACCAAUGCCAGAAGCCGGUUGCACGACCUCAACCACAGCAGCCUGCUCAGCCCAACGCCAGCAAGAAGCGACCCAUCGAUGAUACAGCUGAUGGAAACAUGGAUGCGACUGGCAACAAUGCUGCUCCGCAAGCUCCCGCAAUGGUCCCGACCAAGUCUGGAGCAGGGAUCAACUUCUCUCAAGAGCAGAUCUCAAAGAUGACUCCAGCACAGCAACAACAGAUGAGGGCUCAGCUGCUCAAAGCUCAGGAUGCUUCUAAUGCAGCGGGUAACAAGGCACAACAGCCUUCGCAGCCCAUGCUUAGCGCCGAAGAAAUCAGAACGAGGAUGAAUGAUCCCGUCAGGAUGAAUGCACUCACCCAGAUCAUCAAAGAGGUCGAGAGCUCGAUGCCUCAAAGACAGAAUGUGCCGUUGCAGCCGCAAAUAAGAGUGUCACUCCAGAAGUCACUCAAAGAUCAGUUAGAAAAGCUAAAGAAGCUCGAGCAGGCAAUGCGCGUGUACCACGUCUGCUACGAGGCCGCAGGGUCUGAUAAGAUCGUGCGGCAAAUUGCUCAGUCACGUGCACUACUGUUCCAGCAGAUCGAUCCCCAAGAUGGCACACUUCACGAUAAACUCACCAUGAGUGCUGACGAGUUCAAGACGCACAUGCGUACAGUGCUUACAUUCUAUACAAAGAUCACAUCCAGGAUGGCGCAACAGCAGCAACCACAGAACGGCACACAAUCCCAAGCUCCUGCAGGCCCCAGCGGACCACUAGCGCAACUCAAUGCUGCGAACUUGAAGAUUGUUGAGCAGCAGCAGCGACAACAGAAGGCUCCCUCGGCUCCUACCACCGACCGACCGCCCUUCGCACUGGGUGAUCAAGCUGCCCGCGGCGCGCCGACCUACUUUGAUGGGGCAAAGAACGUGACGAAUCUCGUGCUUCCAGACAAGAAGCGUACAAAGCUCGAUAAUGUCAGUCAGGCGUCGACACCAGGACCCAAAGCAUCUCCUCGUAUCGGAACAGGCAAGGGUCUUUCUCCAGAGUUCACGCGACAGCAGCCGCCCAGCAAGCAAGCCCCUCCACAGCGACUAAUGUUCCCAUGCAAAGUUGUGGAUUGCGAAUACUCGGUACGUGGUUUCGAAUCACAAGGAGAGCUCGACUCGCACGUUGGUCAAAUGCACAUGAAAAUCGAGAACCCACUCCAGUUCGCGCUAGACUCCAUGGCGGAGUACUUGGAUGUUGAUCCCAAGACGGGCGAGGCGAGAGUGGAUCCCAACGCGAGACGACCCGCAAAGGCACCACCUGCUGCAACGCGCCCUUCUCAUCCCAUGAAGUCUGAGAACACACCUAAUGCUCCGCAAAAUGCCGCCACUCCCGCUGGGGCCCAAACCGCCGCCACACCAAUGGCUCGCGUCCCCACACAAACAGGGAUGAAGAGCUCACCGGUGACGAACUUCCUCAAGACCCCACAGGCAAUGGGCAAGGUUGGAACGCCAAACGCAAGCGCGCAAGCGAAGGCGACUCCUACUAGCAUGCCUAGACCGGCUCCGAAGGAGCAGCCAGCCGCUGCACCGGAGCCUGAGAAGGAGGAAGAGCUUCAGCCGCUGAUGUCCAUGUCAUUGCUUGACUAUUCAUAUGAGGACACUUUUGCUGCUCUCGACGCUAAUGGUCCAUUCACUGUUCUGGACCUCAAGGACGAAGACACUGCCUGGGCCUUUUCCGAUAUCUCGGAGAACGACAACCUUCACAUCAACCUCGAUCUCAAGGACAUGGAUAUGCCAGAUGCCUGGGCCAUGGGCUUCAAUGGCAAUGCCCUGCCCAAUGAACAUACUCUUGGUGUGGUGCUUCCUCCCAUGGACAAUGACGACAUGAUGCUCUUCCCUACCUACGGUGACGGUAUGAUGGAUCUCGAUGCGCUCGAGAAGACUAUGGAGAGCAUGGGGAACUCGCUCGACAUGUCUGCGAUAACGACUGCCUAA
Parastagonospora nodorum SN15 is the source of this 4494-nucleotide messenger RNA. RefSeq lists its product as hypothetical. Gene Ontology annotation, biological process: regulation of DNA-templated transcription. The transcript has 5 exons. The record is from RefSeq and is a predicted model, not a curated record. Gene Ontology annotation, cellular component: nucleus. NCBI's taxonomy places the organism in Eukaryota, Fungi, Ascomycota, Dothideomycetes, Pleosporales, Phaeosphaeriaceae. Gene Ontology annotation, molecular function: transcription coregulator activity. Bases 1 to 4494 code for a protein of 1497 amino acids.